Messenger RNA from Protopolystoma xenopodis, 486 nucleotides. The record is from the annotation of a GenBank genome assembly. NCBI's taxonomy places the organism in Eukaryota, Metazoa, Platyhelminthes, Monogenea, Polystomatidea, Polystomatidae.
AUGCUUGUUUGCGCAUCUUCUGCCUAUGCCUCAUUUGUAUAUUCUCUCCUACAGAAGAAUGAGCUGAUGGAGAUGCUUCAGCUUUCUGCUCAACUCGAGUUGACCUACGCCCACCUCUGGGACUAUACGCUGGUGAAUGACGAUCUGCCAGUCGCCUUGGAGCAGCUUUCCGAAUUGGCAUAUCGCCAGGAAACCGAGGCGGCUUGGGUUCCGCAGAAAUGGCUGUCCACGCGGUCUGACAACAGUUCCCCGAGUUCGCAAGGUUCUGUGGAAUCCAGACUCAAGACUGCCUCAGUCGCUGCCUCCCUCUCCGACGAGGGCGCCAUCUUCCUUCCCAAUUCUGCUCUUCUUGGAGGUAGCUUCUCGAGAAUGAGGAGCACAUUUGCCUCACGCUUGUCCCUGCUGACAGACAGCGCUACCAAAUCGUCCGCUUCCUGUUCCGCAGCAUCAAGUCCACUUCAUUCGGUCCGACAUAACCGUGCUUAG